CGGGAAGACAUAACGGGUUGUUCUCGUUCCUGUUUUUUUUAUUUAAAUUAUUCGACCCGACGAGCUUUUAUUCGUGACUUAUUCAUGUUUAAAAUAAUAUAAGCCUAAUCAUAAGUGAUUAAAUAUAUUCGCAACAUAAUGAUAAUACCCUGUGGUUAAAAAAUCGUUUAACAAGUUGGUGAAUGUUCUUAAUGGCGGCUGAGUGUCAGUGUACUAAAUACAAAAUGUUUGUGUAGUGUGUGCUCAAACCUAUUGGAUUAUUACGGUGUGAUGCCAGUUAGCACUGGGCGGGCGCGGCUCGGGCGCUCGGCGCGGUGAUGUCGGGCUCCUGAUGAGCCGGCUCCUCUGCUGCCUGCGCGCGCGCCGCCCCGACAUGGGCGCCGCUCUCUCGCACCCCCAGGACGGCGACCCGUGUGACGGCGGAGCGCCCGCGUCUCCACCCACAAUGGCCGAUGUCAUAAGGGAGCGUAAGAAGAAGGCGGGCGGCGCGGGGCUGGGCACGCUGCGGAGACGGAUCGCCGCCGCGGCGAGGCGGCCGAGGGACGCGCGACCCGACAGAGGAUGCGAGCACGCCCGCUUCAUCCGCUCCGUGGUGAGCUCGUGGCGGCUGGCGGAGGUGUUCCUGCUGUGCGAGGAGCUGGAGGCGGGCGCGGCGCUGCGGGACCUCGCCACGCAGGCCGAGCUGGCGCGCGAGCCCGCGCCCGCGCUGCACGCCGACCUCGCGCGCCUCUACCGCGACCGGUGGUGGUGCGACGUGGAGGUGGUGGGCGCGGGGUGGUCGCUGCCGGCUCACAGGGUGAUACUCGCGGCGCGUUGCACCUACUUUCGGGACCUGCUGAUGAGAUACCCGAACUCGUGCCGCGUCCCGCUGGAGGGCGUGGGCGGCGCGCUGGCCCGCGACGAGGUGGAGGCGUGCGUGCUGGCGCUGUACGCCGGGCCCGCCGCGCCCGCGCCGCGCUGCGACGCCUGCGCCAAGUGGGAGAGGGGGUUGAACUCGGAAGCUGAACUGGAUAUCAUCAGUGUUGAAAACUCGACGCUGCGGCGCGGCUGCUCGUGCGGGCGCUCGCGCGUGGACGCGCCCCGCCUGCGCCGCCUCGCCGACCUGCUCGGGUUCGCGCCCGACGCGCUGCACCGCGACAUGCGCUACCUGCUCGACUCGGGUGAGCUCUGCGACGCUCGUUUGUCGUGGGUGGUGGAGGGCAGUGGUGGGGGUGGGAACUCCUAUGGGUUCCGUAGUGCAUUGGAGUUGCCAUGCCAUCGUCUGCUGCUGGCUGCUAGGUCGAGGUUCUUCAGGAGCGUGAUGUCGCGGCGGGGCGGCGCGGGGGGCGCGGGCGGCGCGGUGUGCGUGGAUGAGAAGGUGCUGCCGCGCCGGUUCGCGCGCGCGCUGCUGCACGCCGCCUACACCGACCAGGUGGAUCUCACGCUGAUCGGAAGGAACUCGUCGUCUCCGUCGUCCACCGGCAGCGGCACCAACGGCGGCACCCUCCGAGGAAACGGUCCGAGAGGGUCGUCUAUACAGAUGUUGGACGACGCGUUUCAACUGUACGAGAUAGCGAGGUUCCUGGAGAUGCCGAUCGUGGCGCAGGGCUGCGAGGACGCGGCGGCGCGCGCGCUGUCGGCCGACACGCUGCCGCACGCGCUGCGCUGGGCCGCCGCGCCGCACGCGUCCGCCUGGCUGCACCGUCAGGCGAUGCGCUACCUGCGCGACGAGUUCCCGGCGGUGAUGGCGGCGAGCGCGGCGGCGCGGCUGCCGCACGGCGCGCUGUGCGCGGCGCUGGCGUCGCCCUUCCUGCAGGCCAGCGAGGCGCAGGCGCUGCGGGCGCUGCUGCGCUGGGCCGAGCGCGCCGCGCAACCGCCCCGGCCCAGCCAGCUUACCAACGAGCCCAACCUGGUGUGGCAUACGACGCACGCGCGUCGCGGCGCCCGCGGCCGGCGCGCCCCGCCCGACGCUGCGCUGCGCGAGGCGCUGCAGGACCUGCUGCCGCUGCUGCGCCUCGAGCACCUGCCGCCCGACUGCGACGUGCUGCAGCAGGCCAUCCGUCGCGGCAUCGUGUCGGCGCCGGCGGUGUCGGAGCGCGGCUCGGCGGACGCGUGGCUCGGUCGCGGCGCCUUCCGUCCGCCGCGCUGCUUCCUGCCCUACCUCGACGAGAUCAAGGCCCUGCUCGAGGACCAGUCGCUGCCCGAGGCGGAGCUGGCGCGAGCUCGUCUGCGUCUCGCGCAGCGCAUUCCGGACACGCUGUAUAUGGUGGCGGCGGCGCGACGGCAACAUGACGCGGAUGGCGCGCACGCGGUGUCGGACGGCGCGCGCGCGUGCGUGUCUGCGCGCACGCUGAGCGCGCUGCGCGCCCGCGCCGCCGAGCUGCGCGCCGCGCCGCCCGCGCUGCGCGCCCUGCGCCUGCACGCGCCCGACACGGCGCUCGUGCGCCGGCAGAUAGCACUGCGUGCGGUCCGUGAGAUGUCGCUACCGGACUCGUGCGCAGAGCUGCUGCUGAGUGAAAGCGACGCGCCCGAAGACAGGGAGGGCGGCGCGGAGUGGGAGGGGCGAGCCAACACGUCCGCCUCGCGCAGCGACGUCGACGACGACUGCUGCAGAUCCGGUUCGGGAUCGCUGCGCUGCGCUUCCGGUGGUGCCUCGACGAACGCUUCACUAGAUAACCAACGUGCUGGUACUUGUCGACGAGAACUUCCCGCCAGACCUUUGGAAACCCACCACAGGAGCGGCAGCUGGUCUCGCGCGCGCCUGUCGGCCGCCGUGCCCGACGUGGCGAUGGCGCCCAACGCGAACACGCACCUGCUCACCGCGCGGGACUACCCGCACCCCCACCCCCACCCGCACCCGCACCCCGCGCACCCGCACCCCGCACAUCAGGCGCUGCAUGGAGCAGAGCUGGUGGGUGUGUUGCAGCUGGACCUGGGCGACGGCGCUACGCACACGCCCCGACCUGGUUCCCGCGCCCAGCGUGCCGCCAGACAGCACCGGGAGCACUCGCAGAGCGGCUGUGCGCGGCGAGACUCGGACGAGCUGCGCGCAGCCAUCGAGCUGUCCGUCAUGCGAGCAUACUCGUCGCUCCAAGUGGCGAGACGCGGGCCCUCCCAUAUCGCUGAUCUCCUCCCGCCGCCAGACUUCGCGGCGGUCCGGAGCCGCGCCCCGCCGAGCCCGCCCGCGCCGCCCGCGCCGCCCGCGCCGCCCGCCGCGCGCGCCCGCGUGACCGCUACGAGUAGCUCGGACGGUAGGCGCGGGUGCUCCGUCCCGGGACCGAGUGGGGUCGGGACUGGCUCGGGCGGGGCGAGCGGGACGGCCGGGACGAUCGGCGGGUCUGGCGGGACGCUGAGCGCGGCACGGAGUAGUGCGAGUCGUAGUCCGAGCCCGAGACGGAGUCCGUAUCCCUUGUACACGUUGUAUGCACAGCGGGACUACAGCCGGUCGGAGAGCUACGGACGGUCGAGUCGGAGCCGCGGACACAGCCCUGCGUACGCGUGACCACCGACCUCGCACGAUGGAGUCUAACAGGGCAGACUGACAAAUCCGUGUAAUGGAACGUCUCGUGUAGUUCGUAGUGUAAUGUCUAUGAUCUCAGCCCGUCGCGUGUUGAUGAACGGGACGCACAGCGCCGUCUGACAACAACAGCAACAACAUCAACAACGACAACAACGAAUACUCAAUAUUGUACACCAAUUUCAAUAGUUAAAUAAACAAUGCAAUGUCUGGAACGGAGGCCUGUAAGCAGACCAUGCCUUAAUUGGUGCAUCAGUGCUUUGUGCUGUCCAUUGGAUUGAAGGCUUCAUCGCUAGAGACUUAUCUAGGCCUUUGGGUUUAUAAUGAGAUUAGACACUAAGCAAUGUUUAUAUUUAUAAUAUAUUGGGGUAACCGUUUUGACUAAUUUCCGCCCGUGUCUUCGCCCGCUUAGAUGUUAGAUUAUGUUAGAUCGUUUGUGUAAUUAAGCCCUGAAAGCGCAACACAUUUAAUUUAGCAUAUUCUUUAUAAUAAAUAUAUAAUGAAUGAAAAUCGCUUAGGGAUUUUCGAAAUUUCCCCAAUAUUUUUUAUUAUUCAAUGAAAAAUACAAAUUAAACUCCGGGGUGUACUUAGACUAGCUUUGACCUAGUCCUCUGGUAUGUAGAUUAUACUGGGAAGAAUCGGUAAGAAACUUAGUAAUAUUCAGUUGCCCCAAUAUUUAUCAUUUAGGAGACUAUCAGAUGCCGUUAUUCUCUCUUCAAACCGUGUCUUAUGUUUAUAAAAACACAGGCCAGAAUCGAACCUGCUACUUUCAUAUAAUUAUGUAUAAUCAAGCCAAUAAAUGAAAAAAGUGUAUCAUAUACAUUUUUUUAAUGGAUUUUGUUAAGAAAAAAACCGAUUACAAAUAUUUACCAUAAUUUGCGUUUCAAAUAAAAACUUAACAAUGUGAAAUUGUAACGGGACCACCUUGGAGCCACUGAACUUAACACAAAAAUAAUCCGAAUUGGUUCAUGAACUUAAUUGAUACAAACAUACAUACAAACGAACCUAGUACCUCAUCCUUUUUUGAAGUCGGUUAAGAGUAUAAUUUGUAUAUCCAUUACAAUCCUGUAACUUUAUUUUUUUUUAUUUCUAAACAGUUCUCGACGUGAAACUUCGUACGUAACGUUUGCGUGCAACGUUUAUGCCGAAAAAUGGUUGCACUUAUAAGAUUUUCUAUUUGUGAAUAUAAAUUCUCUUACGUUUUAGUAAAAGCGAGAACACGGCGACGGAUACGGUGUACGGCAAUGUUAAACUAUAAAUAUUGUAAAUAAAUUGUAUAGUUAUGAAAUUGUAUGAUAAUAUUAAUUAAGCGAUUAUAAUCCUUAAUUAUAUGUAAUAUAAGAUUCAUUAUUGAAUAAUUGUUGACUUGUUUCGUUAAUCAAUUCAAGUAUCAUAAAUAAUUCCGCAUUUAAAAUUGUAAUAAAUACUUUUU
Molecule: messenger RNA, 4928 nt
Organism: Nymphalis io (European peacock)
Lineage: Eukaryota; Metazoa; Arthropoda; Insecta; Lepidoptera; Nymphalidae
Product: BTB/POZ domain-containing protein 7
Exons: 32
Coding region: 332-3481 (1049 amino acids)
Biological process (GO): morphogenesis of a branching epithelium
Molecular function (GO): protein binding
Source: RefSeq, a predicted model, not a curated record